This is a messenger RNA of Daphnia carinata, 2440 nucleotides long. It is a transcript of the gene Appl, whose product is annotated as amyloid-beta-like protein. The transcript has 10 exons. The record is from RefSeq and is a predicted model, not a curated record. Gene Ontology annotation, biological process: central nervous system development; axonogenesis. The coding region runs from base 52 to 2343 and encodes 763 amino acids. Lineage: Eukaryota; Metazoa; Arthropoda; Branchiopoda; Diplostraca; Daphniidae. Gene Ontology annotation, cellular component: neuron projection; membrane; neuronal cell body. Gene Ontology annotation, molecular function: transition metal ion binding; heparin binding.
GGGUGUGUUCUCUGUUCCCCCGCCCGUCGUCGACGCAAAAAAACAGCAAAAAUGUGGAACUACAGAGUGUUUUUCAUCGCCAUCAUCUUAUCGGCCAUCAGUGUUAACGACAUUUUAGCCUACGUCGAGGCUGUCGCCGGAUCAUUCGGAUCGGAUGUGGCCCCCAUCAAGGUGGAGCCCCAAGUGGCAGUCGUGUGCGACGUUCGCAACCCGCUUCAUCCGCAGUACAUGGAUUCGACCGGGAAGUGGGUCUCUGAUUUGGACAAUAAGAACUCGUGUCUGAAAGACAAGAUUGAAAUCCUCGACUUCUGCCGAAAGGCAUACCGUGGUCGAAACAUCACCAACAUCGUCGAAGCCCCGCGUUCAGUCAAGAUUGACAACUGGUGCAAAGUCGGCCACCGUAAAUGCAAGACCACGCAGUCGGUGAAACCCUACCGAUGUCUCGAAGGAGCAUUCCAGAGCGAGGCCCUGCUCGUGCCCGAACAGUGCGUCUUUGACCAUGUCCACAACGCUAGCCGUUGCUGGUCGUACGAUGAAUGGAACGCCACUGCCGCCAAUGCCUGUUCGACUCGCGAUCUCAAACUCCGAUCCUUCGCCAUCCUGCUCCCCUGCGGAGUCGACCUCUUCUCCGGUGUCGAAUUUGUUUGCUGCCCGAGAGCGGCCACCUUGGACGAUGUCUCUCCCGUUGCCAAAUCAUUGAAAACCGAAUCGUCCAAAGACGACAAAGACGACGACGACGACGAUGAUGAAGAUGAAGAUGACGACGAUGACGAUGAUGAUGUCGACGAUGACGAUGAUGUGGCCGCAACUCCCGUUGAAGAUAAAUUGGACGAUAAAAAGAGCAAGACUAUUGACGUCAAUGAUGAUGAUGAUGACUACGACGAGGAUGAUGAAAACGACGUCGAUAGUGCCGAAGACGAUGAUUUGACCUCUACCACAACGUCGACCACUACCACGACAACUACCACAACUACAACUCCCAAACCCAAGCCAUCUCCUACUCCUGACCCUUAUUUGACUCAUUACAACCCCAAGAAGGAGCGCGACGACUUCCUCGAUGCCGAACAGCGUCUCGAAGAAAGGCACAGAGAACGUGUCACCAAGAUCAUGAAGGAUUGGUCCGAGUUGGAGGACCGUUACCAAGACUUACAUUCCACUGAUGCCAAGGGCGCCGAAGAAUUCAAACACAAGAUGACGAACCGAUUCCAGAAAUUGGUGAAAUCGAUGGAAGAUGAAGAUGUUAUGGAGAAACGCCAGUUGUCUGCCGUUCACCAACAGCGCGUCCUUGCCGCCAUCAAUGAGAAGAAACGCGAUGCCAUGACCUGCUACACGGAUGCUUUGAACGAGAACUCGCCCAACACCCACCGAAUCCAGAAGUGCCUGGAGAAGUUGCUCCGUGCUCUACACAAAGACCGCCACCAUAGCAUCAGCCAUUUCCGUCAUUUGCUUAACAUCAACCCCAGCCAAGCGCAGCGUGAAAAGGAUGCCACCAUCCAACAUCUGAAUGACAUCGAGAGACUCACCAAUCAAAGUCUCCAGAUGCUCGAUAGGUUCCCCGACAUUCAAGCCAAGGUGGUGCCGCUGAUGAAGGAUUAUUUGCUGGCCCUGCGGUCGAAAGACGAUACCCCGUCUCCGCUCCUGAUGACCUCCCGUACUUCGGAGGAAGAUGUUCUCGAUAGCUUCAAGGCUGAAAUCGCAGCCAAACAAGCAGAAAAGGAACGCCAGCGCCAAGCCGAUAAGGCUCGCAAGGAAGACGAACGCCGUCGCGAUGAACGCAGGAAGAUGGAAUCCAAGAACAAGAAGCUCAACCAACUGGACUCUAGCGCUGAGGAGACGGCCAAGGACGAUUCGAUGGUCAAACAAGAAGCGACGACAUCCACUGCCACUCCCAAGCAACGCCAGCCAAUGGGUGACAAGAUCAAGCCUAAAAUCAUCAAGGAAGAGAUUGUCAAGAAGGACAAGAUGAAGGAGAAGAAGGCCAAGGAAGAUCUGCCUCCUUACGUCGAUGCCCAGGCUGUGCAACAUAUGCAGGAGCGACCCAAGGUGGCGCACGCACAAAACCACCAGAUUGCCCAUAACGAAGCGGGAUUCUCUGUUCGCCAUGAAUCUGGACAUCGCGAGAACCGUUCCGUUUACUUUACCCUGGCUUUCGCCGGAGUAGCUCUCUUGGCUGCUAUGGUUGUCGGCCUUGUUUUACUGAAGAGACGACAUGCUCGUUCCCCCCACCAGCAGGGUUUCAUUGAGGUGGAUCAGACUGUGACGCCAGAGGAGAGACAUGUGGCCAACAUGCAGAUCAAUGGAUACGAGAAUCCAACCUACAAAUAUUUUGAAGCCAAGGAAUGAGACAAUAAUAGACAGGAUUUUUUUUUGUCUUAAAAAAAAAAAAGAAAUUCAUAGCAAUUCCACGUCCAAAAAAAAAAAAAAAAAGAAAUCCGCUUAU